Molecule: messenger RNA, 5554 nt
Organism: Porites lobata
Lineage: Eukaryota; Metazoa; Cnidaria; Anthozoa; Scleractinia; Poritidae
Source: the annotation of a GenBank genome assembly
AUGACUGCGCUGAAUUCUUCGGAUCCAAACUUUGAUGUUUACCUAUCGAUAAUUCAAGACAAAGGCUACUUGUUGACUUUAGCAUUCGUUGGAUUUUUUCUGGCCCUCACUAUUAUCAUAGGAAACUCACUUCUCCUCUUCAUAACUUACAAGGAUCCUCGAAAAACGCUUCGUACUCCGCCCUGUUUAUUGAUAACCAAUUUGAGCGCUUCUGACUUACUUCUUGGGCUGUUAAACGUCUCGCUUGUGGCGGUGAGAGAUGUGUAUCGUUACAAACAAGUAAAUAUGCCUUUCCUGGAAUUAUUCAGAGGAAUUAUGUCUACUGUUUUCAUUACAACAAUUUUCGUCAGUUGUUACUCAAUAGUUGCUAUGUCAACAAGUUGUUUUGUGGCCAUUAACAAGCCAAUGGAAUAUAAAACAAUCAUCACUAAAAAAAGAGUCAAGAUAUUUAUCGGUGUUUUGUGGGUGAUCUCUUUGUUGAUCUGUGUUCUACCUGUGGCGAACGUUCCUGAGAAAACUUAUACCAUGAUUUAUCUUCACACGCACGCAACUGUACCAGCCAUUUUGUUGACUGUGAUUUACACGAACGUGUUUCGCGCUCUCUCGAGACGUACACGCGAAGUUCAGAGAGAGGGCUACAACUCUGUAGCGAGUAAAGCACUGGAAAGUGAGAAAAAAAUGAUCAAAGCAAUUGUCAUAAUUCUUGGAUUAUUCUACAUCACAUACAUGCCUCAGUAUGUAUCUCUCCAUCUAUUGCACUUUUGUGAAUCAUGCAAGAAGUCGUUAACUUUCCACAUGAUUGAUGUAGCCUUGUCUAGAUUUUUAUAUAUAAGUUCCGCUAUCAAUCCCUUCGUAUAUGCUUGGAGAGUACCGAAGUAUAACCAGGCCUUUCAAGAUUGCUGGAAGAUGUGCCGUGGUAAACUGAUAAAUACCUCCCCUAAAUCGUUUGCUUUCUCACUUCGUCAAAGUCAGCUGCAAAGUGGCAUUGAAAUGUCUCUGGGGGGACAGAGCACAAAGCAAGCCAACUGAAUCAACCAAGCUUUGAUUUAUCAGUCACAAUUGUGCGAAAUCCUUGAUAUAUUUCGAUUGUAUUAAGGCAUUGUUAAAAAAUCUAAUAUAUUCAAUUUAUCAUUACUUUUUGAUACUGGCUUGAAAAAAAGCUUUAGGAUUUUAGGCCUAGGCCAAACUUCGAACUUCAAUGAGUCUUACCAAACUCUUACUUAGGUGAACGUAAAUUAAGUUAAGAUCGUCUGUUGGGUCAGAUGUCGAACUUAGGAUGCGUUGAACGAAUCAACUGAAUAAGAGUGAAAAGCAAUUUUAAUAAAUUUUUUCCCGAGCCAGGCUAAAUAUACAUUAUCAUACAAAUUUUUAGUUUAUCAGUCUAGUUCGUCGCAUGUAUAGAUGUGACUUUUGUCUUGGAGACGAUCUUCAGACGUUCUAUGAUCUUCUACCCGCAAGCAGGCGGAUAGAACGCGUUGGACGAUCCAAACUCAUUCAGACGAACUUAACUGAGCCAGACGUCGAACUUUUCAUGAACUUCAUAUUCGCUAAGUUUGGUUCGUCUCAUGAAAAGUUUUACGUUUGGCCUAGGCAUUAGUACCCUUACUGCUUUGACAUUCUUCAGCUAGAAAAAUGUACUGGACCCGCUGGCUAACGGUUUAGUUGUUCGGAUAUGUAUACGAAUUAAACUCGGAAUGAUUUUGAAUGAAUAAUAAAGCAAUUAAUGAAUUCGGCUUUCGUAGGAUAUUAAGAAUUAAGCAGAUCUCGGAGGAUGUUAUGCACCUCGGCCGAUAACACCUUCCUCGAUCUGCUUAAUUCUUCGUAUCCUACUCAGCCUCAUUCAUUAAUUGCUAAAUAUUUGCAUUAUAUGCGUUUACUGCUCAUACUGAGAUGUCUGAGAUCUACUGACACAGGGCGAGGAGACUCAAGUGAUUCGAGUUAACAUUUGCGUGACGCAGCGCUCCCCGUCAGCUCAACGUCCAUCAGAAAACACUUGAAAACAGCUUUGUUAGAUCAUCAGCGCACUGAUGUUGCCCUGUGUUAAAAAUAGUCUUCAUUCAACCGAUUUCUUAAAUACUCAGUAGUCUAUAUAAAUAGAGGGUGUGAAUGGGGUAAACCAACUAGCGCCGAAAGGGCGAAAAAUAUUACUGAGUACCGACAGAACAAGAAAAAUAUUAACCGACAUUAUCGACAUUUGUUUCAUAAAGAAGAGCACUUUGUAAAUUUUUUCUAGCUUAAAAGGUGAUCACAUCACGUUUAUGACUUACCAGAUGGUCCAGUGGAAAGAAUUUCCUCUUUUAUUGAUAACUGACAUUCUACAACCAAUAUCGAAAUCACGGAAGUCAUACCUUAAUAGAUACUACCGACUUUAUAAAUUAUAUUUUUUAAAAAAGGUGAAAAACCGAACAUUUCUUCUUUUGAUGGACGUCACAAGUCUUGGCAAAUAUAUCAGAAAACGAGGGUAUUGAAAUAGUUUGCGGAGCGUAUGAAAAUGUCUACAAAGACAACCUUCCUAUUCCUACACAUUACCUGCGAGAAAUGCUUAGAUUAAUCCUCAAAGAAAAUUUUUUCCAGUUCAAAGGAAAGCACCACCGACAAACCGCGAUGGACAAAAAGACAGCAGUUUCCUUUGCCAACAUUUUCAUGGCAUAUAUUAAAACACAAAUUCUCAGUAAGCAAAACCGACAGUCUUUUAACGAACAGUUUGGAAUAGACCCGUGGGACGUACGUAAAUCAGACAUCGCAGCUUUCUUCGCUCAAGCAAACUUCAGUGAAACUUACAUCACCCUAAUAUUUAAUUCACGGCCGAAAUAUCUGAGACUGAGACUGUGUUUUUAGACACGGUUAUAAAUAUACAAAGGCGCAAGAUUCAGGUAUCCUUUCAUGAUGUGAAGACACAUAAAAAAAAACUUUCCAGUACACACAUUUCACCUUUUGUCACCCACAAAGUGUUAAAAUGAAGCCUUCCAAACUCCUCUGAAGCAACGUUUAAGGAAAGUAUCCCGGCGUCGACGCCAUAUGUGGGUUGAGUUUGUUGUUGGUUCUCUCCUUUGCUCCGAUAGGUUUUUCUCCGGGUACUUCGGUUUUCCCCUCUCCUCAAAAACCAGCAUUUCCAAAUUCCAAUUCGACCAGGAAUCAGGUAGACGAAGAAACACUUUGUGGAUGUGCUACCUCCAAAUCAUUAUUUAGUUACACUGUAAUUUUCAGGGAGUUAUAAUAACUCCUCUAGUGGGGCUAAUUUAACUCCUGACAGUGGAGUUAUUUUUCGUAGAGUUAUUUUAACUCCAAAAAGGAGUUUAAAGAACUCUUUUUCAGGAGUAAAAGUGACCCCAGAUAUUGAGGAGUUAAAAUAACCCCAAAAAAGGAGUUAUCCUGUACCUAAAAGUUUUACUCCACUUUCAGAGUUAAAUUAACUCCAAAAAGAGUAAAAACAACCUAUGUAAGGAGUACAAGUAACCCCAUUACGCAGUAAUUUGAACUCCAGACUGGGAGUAAAAAGAACUCUUUUUCAGGAGUAAAAAUGACCCCAAAUUCGGAGUUAAAUUAGGAGUUAAAAUAACCCCAAAAAUGGGGUUAUCCUGUACCUAAAAUUUUUACUCCAUUUUUGGAGUUAUAAUAACUCCCUAAAAAUUGCGGUGUAUUUAUUUAUUUUAUUUAAGUAUUUCAAACGUCAAAAAUGCUUGGUGGGCAGAGGCUACCCACACAAUUUGAAAGAAAAGCUGUUAUCAGAAAUAUAACUCAAGGAAGUCCUCGCUCCUGAUCGAAACAAAACAACAAGGAAGUGAAAGAAAUAUGGCCUUUCGUGACACAAUACUAACUCUUAGUGUCUACUAUAAAAGAAGCUUUGAUGAAAAAGUGGAAACUCAUACAAAACCAAUCACUACUUUACCAAAUGUUUAAAGAACGACCUAUACCUAGCCUGAAUAAAUAGCCUAUACCUUCAGGUAUAGAAUAUACCCUAUACCUGAAUGAACAGUUAUUUCAAAAGCGUAGUGGACCAUUAGCAAAACUGGUGACAUGACUGUUUUCAAAUCAAUUUCUUAUGACUAAUGGGUAUAGGCAAAUUCAUUCGUUGUAGUGCUAACAAUUAAAACCUCUUUCAAUUUAUAUGGAAAACAUUACAGAUGUGAUCACCGCGGAUGUCUCCUCAAAAAAAAAUCGUCUCACGCAACAUUAACCGGAGAGGCUGUGUGGCUCUAGACUCCUCUAGUCGUCAUCAAACGAGUUUGGUCGAUUGAAAAAGAACUAGGACUGUCAGGAGAAGGGGUAUGUAUUUUUUUUUUAAACUUUAGGAAAAGGAUUAAACUUGGCAUACGAAUUUUCAUUGCUUCCGAUAGAUGUAUAAGCAAUACAUAUUAAGAUGUCAUUGUAAUGGUACAAAUACUUUACACGCCAAUCAAACUUUAAUGCAUUUCUAGGUAUCAUGAUCUACAAUACCAUGUAAAUAUAGGGUACUUAUGUAGAGAAGAUCUCUCCCUGGUCUCCCUAUGAAAUGGCAUUUUUCAAAGGUCUGUUGUCUCAGGAAGCGUUCGCAUAAUAUUAGGGCUGCUUUUAAGUAAUUGAAAACAUUUUCGAGGUCAUUUCAGUUCAUCACGUUAGUUCUCAGUGAUCCAAGAUGACUGCGCUGAAUUCUUCGGAUCCAAACUUUGAUUUUUACCUGUCGAUAAUUCAAGACAAAGGCUACUGGUUGACUUUAGCAUUCGUUGGAUUUUUUCUGGCCCUCACUAUUAUCAUAGGAAACUCACUUCUCCUCUUCAUAACUUACAAGGAUCCUCGAAAAACGCUUCGUACACCGCCCUGUUUAUUGAUCACCAAUUUGAGCGCUUCUGACUUACUUCUUGGGCUGUUAAACGUCUCGCUUGUGGCGGUGAGAGAUGUGUAUCGUUACAAACAAGUAAAUAUGCCUUUCCUUGAAUUAUUCAGAGGAAUUAUAUCUACUGUUUUCAUUACAAUUUUCGUCAGUUGUUACUCAAUAGUUGCUAUGUCAACAAGUUGCUUUGUGGCGAUUAAAAAGCCAAUGGAAUAUAAAACAAUCAUCACGAAAAAAAGAGUCAAGAUAUUUAUCGGUGUUUUAUGGGUGAUCUCUUUGUUGAUCUGUAUUCUACCUAUGACGAACGUGCCUGAGAAAACUUAUAUGAUGAUUUAUCUUCACACGCACGGAACUGUACCAGCCAUUUUGUUGACUGUGAUUUACACGAACGUGUUUCGCGCUCUCUCGAGACGUACACGCGAAGUUCAAAGAGAGGGCUACAACUCUGUAGCGAGUAAAGCACUGGAAAGUGAGAAAAAAAUGAUCAAAGCAAUCGCCAUAAUUCUUGGAUUAUUCUACAUCACAUACAUGCCUCAGUAUGUAUCUCUCCAUCUAUUGCACUUUUGUGAAUCAUGCAAUAAGUCGUUAACUUUCCACAUGAUUGAUGUAGCCUUGUCUAGGUUUCUAUACAUAAGUUCCGCAAUCAAUCCCUUCGUGUAUGCUUGGAGAGUACCGAAGUAUAACCAGGCCUUUCAAGAUUGCUGGAAGAUGUGCCGUAGUAAACUGAGAAUUACUUCGCCUUAA